Hibiscus syriacus is the source of this 732-nucleotide messenger RNA. RefSeq lists its product as uncharacterized. The record is from RefSeq and is a predicted model, not a curated record. The transcript has 7 exons. NCBI's taxonomy places the organism in Eukaryota, Viridiplantae, Streptophyta, Magnoliopsida, Malvales, Malvaceae. Bases 1 to 732 code for a protein of 243 amino acids.
AUGUCUUCUGAAACUACUAAUUCCAAUGCUGCAAGCAGCCAGGAGGAUGGGGUUAAUGAUCUUCAUGAUUUGGAUAGUUCACUUGCUUCAUUUCCUAUUAAGCCACUUCAGGCAGUCAAAGGCUCUUUUGACAUUGGUGAAGGUGAGGGCGCCAAUGGUCCAAAUUGGAAAGGUGUUAUGCCAUUGGAAAGUAAUACAAAGUCAUCAAGACCCAUGUACCAAGAUACUGGAAGACAUGAAGGUGAGAAUUUUGGGCAAAGUGGCUCUUUCACAUGUCAGAUUAUUCUAGAGCUUAAAAGGUACUUGAGCAGUACACUAAUACCUGAUAGUGCCUUUUCUACUAACAAGGUUACUGGAGAUGGGGACAUGGACUUCCCACAGCCUAAAUUUCCAUCUGAAUGCAACUACAGUGGUCCAUUGUACCACCAGAGGAGAGAAGCAAAUAACACAUCUGAGGAUGCUUCAGAAGGAGCAGUUGUUCAGCGAGGACGAUUUAAGGUGACUUCAGCCGAUCUUAGUCCCAAGUGGCUUCAACGACGCGUAUUUGUGUUAUCUGCACCCAUAGGGGUUUUUUCUAGUAGUGAUAUAAGGGCUGCCUUUACUUCCUCACAUGGUAUCAAUUGCCAUAAGUUCCUGGAGCCUCGUGUUUCUUGCUGCGUAACUCAGAGCGUUCUUGUUAAGCGUGGAAGGUGGUUGUUCAAUAAGUUAGGUAUGGUGUUCUUGGUUGAUUAA